AGAUGAAAUGCUAAUCGAAAGCAACCGAACAGAAAAGGUUGGUCAUAGGAAAAUGGAGAACGACUCAUUACCUAAUUCUGAAAACCCAGACUGCAAUAUGUUCCAUUAAAACUCCAUCGAGAUUUAAUAAUAAAAAAGAAUUAAUCUUGCCCCCAUUCUCCAUCUUCCCGUCAUCACCGUACAAAAAAUUACAGACAUGAAAUAGAGAGAGGGUCUUGGUCACUGUUGGUUGUUGAGAUGGUGGAGAAUAAAGCAAAGAGAGAACCAGCGAGUAAACGAGGUGUCUUGGUUAUUGGGAGGGAUGAAACUAAUGAGAUAAAAGGAGUGUGAUUAUUUUGGUUUAGAGACAGAAUCCAAAUUUGGAACAAACCACAGGGACCAGGAGUCUAAUUUACCCAAAUAUAUAAUCAUUCUUUUGUAAAUCGGGUUGCCGGGUUUGGAUUAUGUGGAAACCGAAUUAUGUUUCGCCUGAGCCCUGAAAGUGAAAACCUUUGAUUUGAUACAGCUUCCCUCUUCACCGUCCAUCUUUUCCUAACCUGCUUCUCCUUCAUUUUCUUUGAUUUCAUCAUUCAACACACUCAGGAAAGAAACAGGACCUGAUCUGGAAAGAGCCUCUGAAUCAUACAGGCACUGUUAUUCAAUCAUUCAGAAUCAAUCAAACAUACCCUUUCCUUUCUUUUCUUGCUUUAUAUUCUAUACAAACACUACAGCAGGUCAGCACUCAACAGCCUUCAGCCAGCAACCGGCCAAUCCUUGCUUUUGUUGUUGAUUGGUCUCCGACAGUGAGCUCCGGCUAGCCCCUGCUUGUGGCCCCAACCCUGCACCUGUCUCCCAUCCCCCUCAUUGUUGCUACUUUCAAAUAGAAGUUCAAGAUUAAGGUACAUGAGUAUCAGAUGGCCACGGAUAUUGACGCCAACAUACUUGUCUCAGAUCAUUCGGAACCAAAAGAACUCAUUGAAAGCCCUUCAUAUAUUUAAUGAAGCAAGAAACAAAUAUCCAAAUUACCGUCACAAUGGUCUUGUAUAUGCCACCAUGAUCAACAAACUUGGCAUGUCAGAUCGAAUUGUUGAUAUGAAAGAAGUGAUUAAUCAGAUGAAAGAUGAUUCAUGUGAGUGCCAAGAUUCAGUCUUUUCAGGUGCAAUUAAGACCUAUGCAAAAGCUGGAAUGCUGAACGAAGCCAUCUCUCUCUUUAGAAAUCUUCAUCAAUUCAACUGUGUAAAUUGGACAGAAUCUUUUAAUACCAUACUGCAGAUAAUGGUGAAGGAAUCCAACAUUGAAUCUGCUCAUCGUCUUUUUCUGGAGAACUUUAGCAGGUGGGAAGUGAAAUCUCGAACCCAUUCUUUAAGCUGGCUGAUUGAUGUUCUCUGUCAAAAGAAACGUUCUGAUCUUGCACUACAAAUCUUUCAAGAAAACAAUAAUUGCUACUGUUAUCCAACCCGGGACACCUAUCGAGUUCUAAUGAAAGGUUUGUGCGAAGAUGGAAGAAUUAACGAAGCAAUUCAUUUGUUAUACUCAAUGUUUUGGCGAAUCUCCAGAAAGGGAAGCGGUGAAGAUGUCUUAAUAUAUAGAAUCCUCUUAGAUACAUUAUGUGCAUAUGGGCAUGUUGAAGAAGCAGCCGAUAUUCUCAAUAAGGUCUUGAGGAAAGGUCUGAAAGCUCCCAAGAGGAAACGUAUGCAACUAGAUUUUACCAGGUGUCGAAAUGGUAGAGAUAUAGAAAGUGCCAAGAGUUUAAUUACUGAAUCCCUAAUUAAAGGUGUGAUUCCCAGUUAUGAUAGUUAUAAUUCAAUGGCUGUAGAACUUUACGCAGAGGGUAAUCUGAGUGGUGCAGAUAAAGUCGUUCAAGAAAUGCACGAUCAAGGAUUCAGACCAACGGCGCUGAUUUAUGAAGCUAAGGUGAUAGCUUUAUGUAGGAAAGGUCUGAUUGAUGAGGCAGAAAAGGUUAUUUCAAAAGAAAUGGUGGAGGCAAACUGUGUUCCAACUGUUGGUUUAUAUAACAGUGUGAUUAAAGGUCUUUGUAGUGCUAAUAGAUCCACAGAGGCUCUUGGAUAUCUAAAGAAGAUGAGUAGGCAGUUGGGCUGUGUUCCUAAUAAGGAGACUUAUUCCAUAUUGGUGGAUGGGCUUUGUGAAGAUGGGACUUAUAUUGAAGCAAGUGAAGUUAUGGAGAAAAUGUUAGUCAAGUCAUAUUGGCCAAAUACUGAUACUUUUGGUAGAGUUAUUAGAGGUCUUUGCUUGAUGGGCAGACCAUAUGAAGCAGUUAUAUGGCUGGAAGAGAUGGUUAGCCAAGAAAAGAUGCCCGAGUUUUCUGCAUGGACUUCCCUUGUCGAUUCCGUUGUUUAUGAUGCAAUUGAUGUUGAGGUUUUAUCUGAAAUCAUCGAGUCCUAAGAGAUUUGCUCAUCCCACAUACACCUGAUGACAAAACGUUGUCUGGAGUUUAUCGUAUCUCUUGGAAAUCGUGGAUGUUCUUGUGUUUCGUGCUGUCUAAAGUUAAGUUUGCAAGCCUCUUACCAAUUUCCAUUAUUCAAGCUUUUAUAAAGUUCCUGUGUCUUGCUCGAUGUUAUGAAUUGUUCUUUAGUACUAUUGU
Molecule: messenger RNA, 2581 nt
Organism: Cynara cardunculus var. scolymus (artichoke)
Lineage: Eukaryota; Viridiplantae; Streptophyta; Magnoliopsida; Asterales; Asteraceae
Product: pentatricopeptide repeat-containing protein At1g05600
Exons: 3
Coding region: 883-2382 (499 amino acids)
Molecular function (GO): protein binding
Source: RefSeq, a predicted model, not a curated record